AUGAAAAUCAACAUUGCGAUUGAUGGUCCAGCUGGUUCUGGCAAAACUACUCUUGGUCGAGAACUAGCUCGAAGAAUCGACUAUCAUUUUCUUGACAGCGGACUUUUUUAUCGUUACUUUGCUAAACUCCUUACUGAAAAUGGUUAUAAUCCUUUGGAAAAAGCAAAGGUGAUAGAGUUUUGUUUGCAAAAGAAAACAGUUAUUGCUAAGGAUCCAAAACUUUUUUUCCAGAAAUUAGAAAAUCAGCAAAUCAUUUUGUCUCACCCCAAAGUAAGUAAUUUGGCUUCACUUUUUUCUCCAAUUCAAGAAUUAAGACAAAUAAUUCGUGAGUUAAUUAGGGAAUUAUUAAAAAAUAAAGGAUUUGUAGUAGUUGGUCGUGAUAUGACCUUUAAAGUAUUACCCGAAGCAGAAGUUAAAAUAUUUCUGACUGCUAGUCAAUCAAAAAGGAUUGAAAGAAGAUAUCAACAAUUAAAAGAAAGCAAAGAACAUUUAUCUUUAGAAGAAGUAAAAAAAGAUUUGGUUGAGCGUGAUAAAAGAGACGAGUGA
Paraglomus occultum is the source of this 546-nucleotide messenger RNA. The record is from the annotation of a GenBank genome assembly. NCBI's taxonomy places the organism in Eukaryota, Fungi, Glomeromycota, Glomeromycetes, Paraglomerales, Paraglomeraceae.